AAAAGAAAAAGACCUUUCCUAGCAGAGGUUCUGUGUGAUUUGUCUGUGCAGAGGGAGUUCCCCUCCCUCAGCUCUUUCAGUCUUUCCUCGUGAUCAGCAGCUGCAAAAAUGUGACCUGUGAGUGCUCCUGAUGUUCAGCAGAGCAAACUGCUCCUGAUCCCUGCCACAGCUGACAGGACUGGGCAGAGUCCUCUUUGCAGGGCUGCUGCUGAGUUUGGGGCUGAGUGUUGGUGUGUGUGCCUCUGGAUUAUCCUCCUGUAGAUGCAGCCCACCAUGAUCAGCUGCAUUUUUAUUCUUUUUACAAUAGCAUGAGAUGCUUGGGUCCACUCUAAGCUGUGAACUGAUGUGGCCAGACAUCCUUUGUACUGACUGGCUGCCUCUGCCCUUCUCUGGAUCUCUAGACAAUUCCCACCACUCACUAGUUCUUUGUGUUUCCUCACAUUACUUGGCACCCCCUCCCCUUUCCUCUUCUCCCCCUGCUGUUUUUCUAAUCUAUCGAAAUAAUUUUUAAUUGUUACCUUGUUCUGCAAAAUUCAGGGUGACAAUUGUCUGCAGUAACUGCUCAGUUCAGCUGAACAGUAACUGGGGGGAAACACGUUCUGUGUAGGUGUAGUUUGAGGGUGAGCCUCUCAUUACCCCAUGAGAAUGCCUUUUAUUUUCUUCCUCUCCUUUGUGUCAGCAUUUCACCGAGUUUCCUUGGGAUGAUGUUUCCAUGGUCCAUAUCACUUGAUGCAGUGACAAAAUCCUGGAAACACUGGUGUAUUCAGGAUGGAUUUGAGAGUGAUGGUUAAAGGCUGUGUCAGACUCUGAUGGUGUAAGGAAGCUGCUCUUGCAUCCUUUAGUGGGGCAGUGUGGUACCCACACUGCUUUCUGCCAGCUAAAUCUCUCCUCCCCCCAGGUUUUGCAGCACUGAGGAUCUUCACUGCUCUGGAGCUUUGGGAGAAGGGAGAAGAAUCAGCCCAAACCUCCCUGCUGGGAAUUGCACAAGAAGCAUUCCAGCUGGGGGCAGGGGUCUGUGUGGCUCUGCUCUUUACACAGCUGAAGCUUAAUUGGUACAAAGCUGCCGAUAAGGGUGCACUGUGCAGGGCUGGAGUGAAGGUAGUUCAUGCAGAAGAGCUGAGCAGAGGGAAGAAGUCUCCUGAAUCCGUUCAGCUGCCCAGAUUCCCGGCAGCCCUGGCCGCGGUGGGAGCCCGUCAGCCCCUGGAACGGAGCACGGAGCGGGGCAGGCUGCGUAGCAACUGCUUGGAGAAGUGGAACUCUGCUAUUGCACACGGGGGAAAAUGCCUCUGCUGAAGUUUCUCUAGCUCCAGCUUGGUGAAUAAAGAUCUGUCGCUUUGGAGUUCCUCACGGCAGCUCUGUCACUACUGACUCAUCCAUCUGCUUCAGGAAAAUGUUUGCUGUCCACUUGCUAGCUUUCCAUUUCACAAAGCUAAAAGAGGAUCAAAUAACAAAGGUGGACAGGUUCCUGCACCAGCUGCGCCUCUCUGAUGAUGUCCUGCAGGAUGUGGCAGCUCGUUUCCAGGCUGAGAUGCUGAAGGGGCUGGCCAGGGACACCAACCCCACGGCAGCAGUGAAGAUGCUGCCCUCGUUCGUGCGCUCGCUGCCCGACGGCUCAGAGAAGGGGGAGUUCCUUGCUGUGGACCUGGGGGGCUCCCAGCUCCGUGCCCACCAGGUGAGGGUGUCUGAUGAUGGCAAGCAGAGCAGCCAGCUGGAGAGCAAGUUCUACCCCACACCCAAGGAGGUCACCCAGGGCAAUGGAGCUGAGCUCUUUGAUUACAUUGCUGACUGUCUGUCAGACUUCAUGGACACCAGAAACCUGAAGCAGAAGAAGUUGCCUCUUGGCUUUACAUUUUCUUUUCCAUGCAAACAGACCAAGCUGGAUGAGGGGGUUCUCCUUGAGUGGACCAAGCACUUCAGGGUCCGAGGAGUGCAGGGCACAGACGUGGUCAGCUCCCUGCACAGGGCCCUCCAGAAGCACCAGGCAAGUCCACUGAUGGCAAUUUUUAAGGACAUAGAUGUUGAUGUUUUGGCCCUGGUCAAUGACACGGUGGGAACCAUGAUGACUUGUGGAUAUGAUGACCCGCGCUGUGAAGUUGGACUCAUAAUUGGGACUGGCACCAAUGCCUGCUACAUGGAGGAGAUGAGGCACAUCAGCCUGGUGGAGGGGGACGAGGGCAGGAUGUGCAUCAACACAGAGUGGGGGGCCUUUGGGGACGAUGGGGCUUUGGAUGAUCUCCGCACGGAGUUCGAUCGGGAGCUGGAUCUGGGAUCUCUCAACCCUGGAAAACAACUGUUUGAGAAGAUGAUCAGCAGCCUGUAUUUGGGGGAACUUGUGAGACUUAUUCUCCUUAAAAUGACCAAGGAAGGUCUGCUCUUCAAUGGGAAAGUGUCAGCUGCUCUGCUUACUAAGGGCAAGAUUGAAAUGAAACACGUGUCUGCAAUGGAAAAGUACAAGGAAGGCCUGAGCAACACAAGAGAGAUCCUCACAGAGCUGAAGCUGUUUCCCUCAGAGGAGGACUGCGUUGCUGUGCAGCACGUCUGCACCAUCGUCUCCUUCCGCUCGGCCAACCUGUGCGCCGCCGCGCUGGCCGCCAUCCUCACCCGCCUCAGGGACAACAAAAAGCUGCUGAGGAUGAGAACCACCGUUGGCAUUGAUGGGGGGCUCUACAAAACACACCCCAGAGCAUGAGGGCUGAGCUGGAGUACGGGCUGAAGAGGGAGGCGCAAGGCCAGGCCACGGUGAAGAUGCUGCCCACGUACGUGUGCGGGAUGCCGGAUGGGACAGAGAAAGGAAAGUUCCUUGCCCUUGACCUUGGUGGCACAAAUUUCAGGGUUCUGCUGGUCAAAAUCAAAAGCGGGAGAAGAAGAUCAGUGCAAAUGUACAACAAAAUUUUUGCCAUUCCUUUGGAGAUCAUGCAAGGGACAGGAGAAGAGCUCUUUGACCAUAUUGUCCAGUGCAUAGCAGACUUUCUGGAUUAUAUGGGGAUUAAAGGUGCUCGGCUUCCUCUGGGCUUCACCUUCUCCUUCCCCUGCAGGCAAACCAGCAUUGACAAGGGAACACUUGUGGGAUGGACAAAAGGAUUCAAGGCGACAGACUGUGAGGGGGAAGAUGUUGUUGAUAUGCUGAGAGAGGCCAUCAGGAGAAGAAAUGUAUGAAAAAAUGACCAGUGGAAUGUACCUAGGUGAAAUAGUAAGGGAAAUUUUGAUUGACCUAACCAAACAAGGGCUGCUGUUCAGAGGACACAUUUCGGAAUCACUCAGGAAAAGAGGAAUAUUUGAAACAAAAUUCCUGUCUCAGAUUGAAAGGUGCGGCGCGUCCUGCAGCACCUGGGGCUGGACAGCACCUGUGAGGACAGCAUCAUCGUCAAGGAGGUGUGUGCAGCCGUGUCCACCAGGGCUGCCAGGCUCUGCGGGGCAGGGCUGGCUGCUGUCGUGGAGAAGAGGAGGCAGAACCGAGGUGUGGAGCGCCUGCAGAUCACUGUUGGGGUGGACGGGACUCUGUACAAGCUCCAUCCGCAUUUCUCCAGGAUCCUGCAGGAAACAGUGAAGGAGUUGGCCCCUCAGUGUGAUGUGACUUUCAUGCUCUCUGAAGAUGGAAGUGGGAAGGGAGCUGCCCUCAUUACUGCAGUUGCAAAAAGGUUGCACAACGUUGGACAGAAGUAGAAAUGAGAGGCCAAGGAGCCCCAGCCCUGCCAGGCGUGUGCAGCAGGGGUUUGCUGGGUGGUGGUUCCACAAAGCUUUGCCAGCGCCAGCACAGGUAGCUUUUAUUGGGGAGCAGCUGGUUUUGACCAACCAGGAUUGUGGAUUUUUGGUAACUUGGUGUUUCUGCUCCUCACUAGAAUUAUGUCUUGGCAUGGCACAGCUCUGUACUUCCUGCAGCGCAUCUCCAAUGCUCGUGGGAGAGUGAAAACAAAACAAAAUCAACCCAAAUGUGUCUUUUUACAACAUCUUAAUUAAGCUGCUGCACCACAGCUGAGUUUAUCACCAGUUUCUUAGGAUUCUGUUCUUAGUUUUGCCUUGCUCUGGCUCGAAGAAUAUUGAGAUUCUGAUGUUGCAUCUCAUCUAGUGGAAUAUUUGUUCAAUGCUUCACAGGUUUUACAAUAAAUUUGGAGGUGAAAUAAAUGAAUGGACUGUGGUCAGUGAUGCUCCCCCUGCUGCUGCACUGGUUGCAAGUGUAAUGCAACACUUCCCUGAGGACAGGGAGGCAUGUUUAAUUAAUGAAUGUAAAGUAAAAAAAUGUGAUUCCACAGAAUAUCAAUUUGUGCCAAAAUGUGUCAGUGCAUCUGAGUCCCAUAAAGCUAAACCAGUGCUGCAUGGAUGCUGACUGUGACUGAUCCUUUGGAUCCUGCAGGAAUCAGAGAAGGUAAAAGGAGCUACAGAGUCUGCAGUGUCUGUGUCAGGGCUACACAGAGGGUAUCAAACAGGCCACCCAAAUAGUGUGUAGAGGGGAAAAAAAAAUCACCCAAAUUUCUGAAAGUCUCCUCUUUGUUUUCCCUCUGUUAUCUUCUUGCAUGUUCCUGAGAGAAUUGUUUCCAUUUUGUGCAAAGGAAGUUUAUCCUUGGUUUUCAUUUUCUGUUGCCUGCCUGUUUGUAGUCUGUUUGUAAAUAAAUCUGUGUUGUUGUGAGCCUUU
Molecule: messenger RNA, 4630 nt
Organism: Zonotrichia albicollis (white-throated sparrow)
Lineage: Eukaryota; Metazoa; Chordata; Aves; Passeriformes; Passerellidae
Source: RefSeq, a predicted model, not a curated record